AUGCGGUAAUAAUUGGUGUAAUUAAUUUUAUUAAAUUCAAUAUUCUCGGCCUGACUUUCUUGUCAGUCCAAAAAAGGAUACUGAACACGUGCUAAGUCGACCAUUGAUAAAAAUUGUACCGUCGUGAAAUUUUUAUACAAUUCCUUAAUAGGUAUUCAUUAUGCAAGAAUUUAUCAACAGGGAAUUAUACCAAUCGAUCAGAGCGUCAUUCCUUGUCACGCAUACAACUACCAGUGACACACCAGCCCAUCCCCAUGUCACUAACUUACAGCAUUCUUGCUUGAUUCCAGUUUUGAACUCACGUCAUACUUUCUCUACACACAUGUUUCUGCUCGGCACAUGUGAAUCAAUUGGAAUACUAACCUUGAUUGCCUGACCGGCAUAAUUUUAUUUUUGUUUCAACUUUACUGCCUAUUAUAGACGUAAAUCGGUGAAAUAAAUUUUUUUAUUAUUUCGAUAUUAGUGCACGUGAAUGUUGCUUGCACUUCGAUAGUGAACCCACAGCAACUCAUUUGAAUCCGGGCGUUUCAUUCAUUUGCACGACAAUUUAAUCAAAAUAUUUGUUGCGAAAAUAUCAACAGCUUUAGUAAAAUGGCACGAUUAAAUUCAUAUAACACUUUGUGUCCCUUGAUCGAUAAACAACUGCUUGGGGUUGAAGCUGAUUCGACACCUGAUUGUGUCAUUGUAACAUUAGGGAAAAAUAUUGUGAUAAGAUAUCAGCUUCAAGAUUUAAAACAAGUCAGCAGUUGGUCAUCUAAAGAAAGAUUGACUUCUCAAGUUGUUUUCGAUGAGUCUUCUAAAUCAUAUAUAGCAGUGUUUAACAGUAAAAACAUAAAAAUUUGGAGCGAAGAUGAAAAAGAUCUUGACAACGUCAAGAAAAUCAAAUUUCCAGCUAUUCAUAGUAUUUUAACAAUGAAAAGUGGACCAACUAUUUUGCUUCUUGAAAAUGGUUCAACUGUGUCUCUGCAGUGGGUAUUAGAAAAUAGAAAAAAAUGGACAAAUGAAGGACUUUUAGAAUCAAAUGAGAAAAUACUUAACUCUACAUUAAUUAAAAUGAAAGAUCAAGUUUUCCUAUGUGCAAUUUCUACAUUAAAAACAAAAUAUAAGUGUAUCAUGGUACCUUUGAAAGAAGAAACAUUUAUAGAAGAUGUUGAACAUCUUAAAAGAUUCAAUAUUCAAAGAUCAUCUGAAAAAUUGGUUGGCCAUGUAAUAGUUUCAAAUAAGGAGGAUGCUCAAUUAUUAACUCUGUGGUCGGAUGAAAAGUUUUAUAGUUUUUCUCUGUCUUCUUCUAAUGAAACAUUUCCUGGAACAUUAAUUAGCGAUAUGAAAGCUGUCAAUUGUAAACACCCUGUUGCAAUGGUAGCGCUGAAUGAAAGUACAAUAGCAAUGUAUGGUGCAGAUUUAAAUGAAGAAGGAGCUGUACUUCUCAUUUUUAAUACACAAUUUAAACUUGUUCAAGCAUCUCAAAAACUCAAGUGUUAUUCCAGUGAUUCUAAAAUAUGGACAAUAUCAAGCAAAAUAUUGCUGGCAUCAAAUAAACAUCUAGCUUUUGUACCAUAUUUUUUACCAGCUCAAGAAAUGGACUCUUUGCUGAAUUCAUCAUUGAGUUCACAAGAAAAAGCAUAUGAGGAAGUUUACUGGGUUAAAGAAACAAAGUUUAAGAAUAAUUCAGCCAAUGAUUCAUUACAAGUUGGGACAGACAAAAUCAUGAAAUUCCAACAAAAAGACUUCAAUAACACUUUAAUACAACAACAAAUCAUACCAGAAUUGAUCAAAUCCGAAGACAUUGAAUCAAUUGUGUGGUGUCUGAACAAUUUCAAACAUUUGCCGGAAGCACAAUUAGUUCAACUUUUAUACUUUUAUACAUCUAUAUGUAAUAGAAAAAAUUGCUCAAUGAUGGAAAUUCCAGAAGAAUCAAAAAUCAGUAAACAGCAUAUCCAACAUAUCCAGCUCUUCAAGGCAAUAUUUCAAAUUAAGUACUCAGAUCCAGCCCUGAUAUCUUAUUUAAAGAAAGAGAUGAAUUUUGAUCAAAUUUUAGAUUUAUUUACUUGCUUGAUUGAGAAAGUGGAUCCAAAUAAUGAAAACAUUGAUAAUGAUAUUGAUCACAACAUUACAACUAGCUUGUUUAGAUGGAUCACACUUUUAAUAGAUUCACAUUACCAGGAUUAUUUAUUAUCACAAGACGAAAAAGUUCUACAGCUAUUAACAAAACUGUCUGAAAUCAAUUCCACUUAUAUUAAUGUUGUUCAAAAUGUUGUUAGUCUACAACCAUUGUUCAAAAAGUUAAGGGAUGGACAACUGAUUAAAUAUAUUCAAAAUGACACAAACAAAUUCUACUCUAUAGAAGAAGUAAAAUUAUAUUAAUAAAAGAAUCCUUAUUGUUACUUAG
Trichogramma pretiosum is the source of this 2389-nucleotide messenger RNA. RefSeq lists its product as uncharacterized. Gene Ontology annotation, molecular function: RNA binding. Gene Ontology annotation, cellular component: nucleolus; nucleus. Lineage: Eukaryota; Metazoa; Arthropoda; Insecta; Hymenoptera; Trichogrammatidae. Gene Ontology annotation, biological process: maturation of SSU-rRNA. The transcript is spliced from 4 exons. Bases 592 to 2364 code for a protein of 590 amino acids. The record is from RefSeq and is a predicted model, not a curated record.